Molecule: messenger RNA, 4677 nt
Organism: Fundulus heteroclitus (mummichog)
Lineage: Eukaryota; Metazoa; Chordata; Actinopteri; Cyprinodontiformes; Fundulidae
Gene: itga1
Product: integrin, alpha 1
Exons: 30
Coding region: 274-3807 (1177 amino acids)
Biological process (GO): cell-cell adhesion; integrin-mediated signaling pathway; cell adhesion mediated by integrin
Cellular component (GO): external side of plasma membrane; integrin complex
Molecular function (GO): integrin binding
Source: RefSeq, a predicted model, not a curated record
CUUCUUCUCGGGAGGCAGACCAACCAAACUCCAAAGCGCCUCUGCGAGUGAGAGAAACAAACUCUAAACCCACGCCCCUCCUGCUAUUUCCAGAACCGCUGUGCCGAGCGGACGCGGACAAGAGAAGCAGCAUCUUCUUGUCAGCUCGAACAAGGGACCUGACUCUUGAAAGCCGAGGUGCAGGGCAAACCUCAUGGACUCCUGUUAGUGCUUUAACAGUUUUCGCUUCUUGGAGGAUCUGUGGAGGGAAACAACGAGGCGUGGUGCGCCAGGAUGCUGCGGCUCAGUCCGAUUUUCACUUUGACAGCAGCGGCGGUUGUUGGGCUGCUGACUUGUGUGCUGUCCUUCAACGUGGACCAGAAGAAUAGCUUGUCCUUUAGCGGCCCGCUGGAUGACAUGUUUGGCUACACUGUCCAGCAGUUUGAGAACAACGAGGGAAAAUGGGUUCUGAUCGGAUCGCCUCAUUCGGGCCAGCCAGCGAAAAGGACCGGAGACGUUUACAAAUGUCCUGUUGGACGGAACAACAACACCUGCAUCAAGCUGGAGCUCCCAAAAAACACAACUGUUCCCAACAUCCAUGAAGUGAAGGAAAACAUGACCAUGGGAACCACGCUGGUGACCAAUCCCACUGGAGGAUUUCUGGCGUGUGGUCCCCAGUAUGGCUACAUGUGCGGCCAGCAGCAGUACAUCUCAGGAGUUUGUGCAAACGUCAGCUCAUCGUUCCAGAUCCUAAACUCCGUAGCCCCUGGAGUACAAAAUUGUUCGGCAAACCUGGACAUUGUCUUUGUGCUAGACGGAUCAAACAGCAUCUACCCAUGGGAGAGCAUUGUUAACUUUCUUGUCCGCUUCUUGGAUAAAAAAGGGAUACAAAUUGGGCCUUCCCACUCACAGGUGGGUAUAGUAUCCUAUGGUAUGGACGUGACUCACCGUGUCAACCUCAGCCAGUUUGACAACAACGAAGAUCUGCUUAAAUUUGUCAAAGACCUUCCUCGACACGGAGGGACAAAGACUCAUACUUUCUUGGCCAUCGAUACUGCCAGGAAGGAGGCCUUCUUGCCAGAAAGAGGUGCGCGGCCGGAUACAAAGAAAGUCAUGGUGAUUUUGACUGAUGGAGAGUCACAUGACUUCCACAAAGAAAAUCAAGUCAUCAGUGACUGUGAAGCAGAUAACAUCGAGAGGUUUGGCAUUGCUGUUUUGGGAUACUAUAGGCGUGAAAAUAAAACUGAAAAAGAAGUGGAAAAGUUUAUCAAUGAGAUCAAGUCAGUAUCCAGUAAACCGGUACAAGAUCACUUCUUCAAUGUUUCCGACGAGCUGGUUUUGGAGAACUUUGCAGAAACACUGGGAAAUAAGAUUUUUGCCCUGGAAGCUACAUCUGGAAAUUUUACCUCCUCCUUUGAGAUGGAGAUGUCCCAAGCUGGAUUCAGUGCCCAUGCUUCUAAAGAUGGUUUGUUACUUGGAGCAGUUGGAGCAUAUGACUGGAAUGGGACAGUGGUCGUGCAAACUGCCCAUACUACAAUUACACCUAAAAGAGAUGAGUUUUCCAAUCCAAAGAUAAACUCAGGACUGGCAGCAUACUUUGGGUAUGACGUUCAGUCUGCAUCCACGCCUGGGGGAGUGCUAUACAUCACUGGGGCGCCACGAUACAACCACACAGGCCGUGUAGUGAUCUACCGCCUGAAGGAAGACAACAGGGUCGACAUUUUGCAGACACUGGAUGGGGAGCAGAUUGGCUCCUACUUUGGCAGCGUGCUGCAGACUGUUGAUAUCGACAGGGAUUCCUACACUGACCUCCUUUUAGUUGGAGCUCCAAUGUACAUGGGUCCAGAAAGAGAUGAGCAGGGUCAAGUCUACGUGUACAAACUUAAUGAGAGGGGCACAAAGUUUGUCCACAAGUUUAACUUAACGCCUGUCAACCAGUCCUGUUGUACGGCUCACUCAGACAGCUGUGCCAUUAAAAACGAGCCCUGUGGUGCUCGGUUUGGUACAGCCAUAGCUGCGGUGUCCGAUCUUAACCUCGAUGGGUUCAACGACGUGGUGAUCGGCGCCCCUUUUGAGAAUGACCACAGAGGAGGCGUCUACAUCUACCAUGGGAGCAACGAUAGGUUGCUGAAGGAGAAAUAUGUACAGCACAUCCCUGCAGGCGGAGAUAAGGUGAAGUUCUUUGGCCAGUCCAUACAUGGAAUCAUGGAUCUAAAUGGAGACGGAAUCACCGACGUUACCAUAGGAGGUCUAGGAGGGGCUUCCCUGUUCUGGUCGAGAGAUGUUGCAGAGCUGCGUGCCAGCAUGAAAUUCGACCCUAAUAAAAUCAACCUGCAGCAGGCCCAGUGUGAACACAGGGGGCGUAAAUCUGCUUGUGUGAACAUCAGUGUGUGUUUUCACUAUCAUGUUAAGUCUGACAAGAAAGAUGUCGAUUUAAAUGCAGAAAUCCGCUAUAGUAUAACUCUGGAUGGUCUGCGUGCCAAAGCCAGGGCUUCGUUCACCAACACGGACUCAGAUAAAAGUGAUCGUAAGACGACGAAGACAUUCCACAUCAAAGACCAAGAAGAAAAAUGCAUGAAGGAAACAUUCAUCAUGUCGGCCCGACUGGACUUCAGAGACCCGCUCUUGGUGUCUUUGGACUUUGGACUUGUUAACGAGGACCAAGGCCCCGUCCUGGAUGAAAGCCUACCCAAAUCUAUCAAUAAGACAAUUCCUUUGGUGGACUGCGGAGAUCAUAAAAAGUGCAUCACUGACCUGUCCCUCAAAGCAGAGCCAAGUGAGAAAAGCAUGCUGAUCAAAGUCAACACAAAAGAUAAGCUCGAAGUGAGCAUUGACAUCAAGAACAGAAAAGACAGCGCCUACAACACCAAGGUUAUUCUCAGCUUCUCACCGAACAUCAACUAUGUUAAAGUCGAGCCAGAGAAAGAGUGCACACCGAAUCACACAAGGGUGGAGUGCGCUGUUGGAUAUCCCUUCCUGGGAAGCAAUGCUGAGGAUCAUUUUAAAGUGAAAUUUGAGACGGACUCAUCUCACAUUCAGGAAAACAUUUACAUCAACGUGACAGCUGUGAGUGACAGUGAAGAGCAUCAUAGCACCCUUAGUGACAACAACGUGCAAAUCUCCAUCCCUGUGAAAUAUCAACCUGGAGUCAUACUCAAUGUGUACCCUACAGAUACACACGUAACAAUUGAAGAUGAUGAAGAGUACUCCUUGAAAGACAACGACUGGAUGUCGUUCGAGGAGGUCAACAUCAGCUACACGGUGGAGAAGGCAGGCAAUACCCUCACCCCGCCUCUUCACCUCACUGUGACGUACCCUCAUCGGUCUCCCCUGGCCAACACCUUGCUCUUCCUGACGCGUGUUACCUCCAGCAUCGGGGUGAAAUGUAACCACGAUAAACUCCCAAAGGCCGUCGACAGACGCACACCAAAAAAGGAAACCCUCACUUUCUUCCUUCUGCAAUGUGGACAAACAGCGUGUGAAUCAUUUCGCUGCUCCAUCCCCCAAACCAACAAGAGUCAGGUCGACCUCACCUUCAAAGUGUGGAAGCCCACGUUCAUUAAGGCUGAGUUUUCUAGUUUAACCAUGGUGGUGAAUGCCUCGUUGACGUUCGACCAGAUUCAUCUGUUUGAACUGGGCAGCAAUGAAAAGAGCAGUGCGAGGAUCCAAGUUUCGAAGGAGACGGUCGGAGGCAUCCCCUUUUGGAUCAUCAUCGUCAGUAUCUUGAUAGGAUUGUUGAUCUUAGCGCUUGUCAUCUUCAUCCUCUGGAAGCUUGGCUUCUUUAAGAGAAAAUCCCGGGACUUUUCAAAGGAGGAGAUGUCGGACUGAGGCAGCAACGCGAAGCUGCACUGAGUGAUGUAAAUUGACCCAAGAAAAUGGAAGAGUUGCCAUAAAACCACGAGACACCUCAGAGCUGCGACAUAUGGACUAUCAGGAGGGGGGGAAAAAAGUUAGCGUCACUAUUUCCUACAUCGUCGUAUGCCACAUAGUGAUGGAGAAUACCCUUAAGCUCCUUUUCAAGAACUGCUUUAAGCAGCUGGUUGUAAUAUUUUGGGCUCCUCCGAUGGGGUGCACAGAAGAGCCAAAGACACUCACUGUAAAUCACUGUAAAUGUGGUGUAUUUGAUUACUGUUUUCACUUAUAUUCUUUUCUUUCUUACCAGCCUAUUUACAAAGUAGCAUCUUUGAAAAAGAAAAACUACAUACUAAUAGUUGUUGUGAAAACAAAAAAAAAAAAACUACUCAGGUUUUUUCACCAUAAAGAUCCAAAGUUGCCUAUGUCACCGAAAAUACUUAACAUUGCAGCGAUGACAGCAAAAGAUGGAAAGGAAGAAAGACGCUUUUUUUUUUUAUCAAUUUUACUUUUAAGUGUUCGAACAUGUUGGCUUCAUUAAUUUUUUUGAAACACUGUACUUUUAAGCGUUUCUUUAGCAUUUUGUGGUUGUUGCUUGAUCGUAACUAAACAACAUGGCACAUCUUUUGUUUCUAGUCAGCUCCAGAGAUAAACGGGCGUAGUUAGCGCCCAGGAGAGCCUUCCCUAAUUCAGAUCUACUGUAAAUAGAAGAGCUAAUGGAUGUAAAGCUGUAAAAUGUACAGAGGUAUUUUGCAUUUAAUUUAAUGUUUCUGGAACAGGUGAUUUUGCUCAGGUGCUCAAAGAAUAAAAGACUAUGUUUGCUUUUGACAUGUAUGGAAAAAAAAA